Molecule: messenger RNA, 3189 nt
Organism: Hippoglossus stenolepis (Pacific halibut)
Lineage: Eukaryota; Metazoa; Chordata; Actinopteri; Pleuronectiformes; Pleuronectidae
Gene: pigu
Product: phosphatidylinositol glycan anchor biosynthesis, class U
Exons: 12
Coding region: 41-1348 (435 amino acids)
Biological process (GO): attachment of GPI anchor to protein; protein localization to cell surface
Cellular component (GO): GPI-anchor transamidase complex; membrane
Source: RefSeq, a predicted model, not a curated record
GUCGUGCCUCUCGCGGGGCGGAGAGCGCUUCCCUGUCAAGAUGGCGGCUCCUUUGACGCUGCUGCUGCUCGUGGCUGUUACCCUCCGCGCUGCCCUCUUCAGGGCCGGGCUGACGGAGCUCAUCUCGGGGAGGGUGGAGGUGGUGUCGCCGCUGACCGCCUGGAAGAGAGUGGUUGAAGGUUUGGCUCUGCUGGAUUUGGGCGUCUCACCGUACUCUGGAGAUGUUUUCCAUGAGACUCCUCUCAUCAUUUACCUCUUCCACUUCCUGGUGGACUAUGCUGAGAUAACAUUUAUGUUAGCAGAUGUGAUCACUGCUGUGGCACUUUACUUGGCAGUGAAGGACUACAACAAACAAGUGUUCAGAAAACAGAAAUCUGCUUUGGACGCCGACCGCUACCCCCUCGACUGUCUGGAGCUCAUCAGGAGCCCCAAGGAAAUGUACUACAUCCCCCUGAAAGUAGCCAUGUUUUAUCUGUUGAACCCAUUCACCAUCCUCUCCUGCGUCGCCAUGUCAACCUGCGGCCUGAACAACGCCGUCAUCGCCCUCUUCAUCCUCUCUACGAUAAAAGGAAAUGUUUUGCUUAGUGCCAUAUUUCUGUCCCUGGCUACGUAUCAGUCCAUCUAUCCUCUGACUCUGUGCGCUCCGGCUCUGCUGUAUUUGAUGCAGCGACAGUACAUCCCUGUGAACUUUCGACGGGCCGGCUUCUGGUGGUUUAUCGCACAGUACGCCUUCAUGUACCUGGGCAGCCUGUUCGUCAUCGUCGGCCUCUCCUUCUUCCUGCUCGGCUCCUGGGAUUACCUGCCCUCCGUCUACGGCUUCAUUCUCUCAGUUCCAGACCUGACCCCCAAUAUCGGCCUCUUCUGGUAUUUCUUCGCCGAGAUGUUUGAACACUUCCGCCUCUUCUUCCUCUGCGUCUUUCAGAUCAACAUUUUCUUCUACACCAUCCCGCUGUCCAUCAAACUCAAGGAGCAUCCAGUGUUUCUGAUAUUCAUGCAGUUGGCUGUGAUCUCCAUCUUUAAGUCUUACCCCACAGUGGGAGACAUCGCUCUCUACAUGGCCUUCCUCCCUGUCUGGAGUCACCUGCACAGAUUCUUGAGGAACAUCUUCCUGGUGUCCUGCGUCCUGUUGGCCUGUUCCGCGUUGUUCCCGGUUCUCUGGCACCUCUGGAUCUACGCCGGCAGCGCCAACUCCAACUUCUACUACGCCAUAACGCUCCUGUUCAAUGUGGCCCAGAUUCUGCUGGUGUCUGAUUAUUUCUAUGCCUUCCUGAGGAGAGAGCACCACCUCACCUACGGGCUGUACCUGAAGAGGAAAGAUGGCUCUGAGGCGACGCUGGUGCUCAAAUGAAACACCCACUCACUCACAUCCUCGGCCUGAGAGGAAGAAACUGCUCGACGUCUCACUUUCCCUCAAAGCGGACGAACACAAAGAAAAGACUUCUAAAGCCGAACUGGUUCUCAGACAGAACAUCGACCUGCGUGCAGAACGUGUGUCUGGUACAAAUUCAUAUGCAAACAACAGAACUACAUCAUACAACGGACUCAUGCAGAUGUUGGAUGUGGUGAAACAUCUCCACCCUCUUUACUCUUUCACUUGUGUGAAAGCUUCAGUCCACCUGGAUCCUACAAUGCUUUUAUUUUGAAGUCUCCUCUUUGGUUGCAGCCACUCCCGAAGAGUUUUAUUUUGAAGUAGUGUUUAUCCUGCAGCUCCGUCCUGGACAGCUUUUAUUUUGAAGCACCAACUCCCAUGCACUGUCCCUCUGCAAGGCUUUUACUUUGAAGUAUUGUUCCUCUUUCAACACUUAAGAAGAAAAUUGUAAAAAUGUGGUAAACUGCUGACAUGAUCAUUCCUGAUAAUUUACAGCUCUCCCACACACAUUUUCUUUUUGUGUUCACACUGGAACUCAUACGCGGACAGGAUGAAGAAAUCUUUUAUUUUGAAGGGUUUUGUCUGGAAGCCUCUUUCAUCUCUUUCAUGUUUCUCACAUUGUUUGCACUGUUUGUUUUUCUCUCUCAAGGUUUCCUCAUUAAUUAACAAACUCUAGAUCGUCAAACUCACCUCAUCGUGGUACAUAAACCGAAACACUACCGGGGGCAGUGAUCGAACCACACACACACACACACACACACACACACACACACACACACACACACACACACACACACACACACACACACACACACACACACACACACACACACACACACACACACACACACACACACAGAGAUUCAUCACUAAAACCCAGAUUUUUCUCUUUCUAGUUUACCGUGAGCGCGUCGGACAAAGACGACAGUGAAUGUGUCUUAAAUAAAUAAAGUGCUUCAGAAUCUGUGGAGAGAAGAAACAGAUUUUAGUUUUCUGGACCAAGUUAAAGAAACUGGUUCUGCAGCGGCCUUGUGUUUACCACUCGUCAAAAUUACAGCUUUGUAGCAUUAGAGUUUUGGCUCAUAAUGUGCCAACAAACAUAACUAAUCAUUUAUUUGUUUUUAUUUGUUAUUGGGAAACGUUCAUAUCAGAAACAUUUUCUCCCUCAGUCGACACAACCUCAAAAACGUCUUGAUUUAAACACUAUCAUUUCCAUUUCCACAACACUAACUCCAUCAUUAACGUAAGAGUCAACUCUUCAGAGCCGCUAAAUUCCCGACAGGUGAUGUUUUUUAUCUUGUCCUCAGAAGAUAUUAACUUGUGCGUAAAGAUAAUUUAAUAAAAUCUCUUACAAGGUUUAUUUUCACUUUAGAAUGUCAUAUUAUAAAAUCCUUGCUGCUCUUCUACAGACACGCGAUUAACUUCAUAUUUAGGUCAUUUAUCUUGUGAGCACAAGAUAAGAAAAUCUCACCUGUCUGGACGGACGGGACUUUUAUUGUGGCCCACGUCGUUCAAACUGCUCAUUUGUUCCAGCUGAAGGUCAUCGUGGCGUUUUGAUACCAAUCCGUGAAAAAUAAGUUGUGAUAUUUAUUUAUUUCCUGCACUGAAAACUUUGCAAUGAGAUUUCAUUUUUUCUUUUCUUUGUUUUUGUUAUCUGAGAUCAAAUCAGGAACUCUUCGGUUUUUGAUACUGUAAAUACUAAUGUGAUUUGUUUUGUUACAGAUAUUUAAGUGCAGGCGUGAAAGGGAUGAUGGUAAAUUUGAUGAAUGAAUGACCAUGAUGUCACAAAUGAUGAUUAUUAAACUUGAGGUGUUGGUUUA